This is a messenger RNA of Acanthochromis polyacanthus (spiny chromis), 3368 nucleotides long. RefSeq names its product histocompatibility (minor) 13 (gene hm13). NCBI's taxonomy places the organism in Eukaryota, Metazoa, Chordata, Actinopteri, Pomacentridae. Gene Ontology annotation, biological process: membrane protein proteolysis. The transcript is spliced from 13 exons. The coding region runs from base 122 to 1387 and encodes 421 amino acids. The record is from RefSeq and is a predicted model, not a curated record. Gene Ontology annotation, molecular function: aspartic endopeptidase activity, intramembrane cleaving. Gene Ontology annotation, cellular component: cytoplasmic side of endoplasmic reticulum membrane; membrane; lumenal side of endoplasmic reticulum membrane.
CCUCUCUGCUCUUUAGCUAACGUGGCCUUAAGCCCCGCGGUGGAUGAAUGACCGACGCCGCCGCCGUCGCUGCUACUCGUCCCGCUGCUCCGUCUCCAUCUCUAAGCCGCUCUGAAGCACCAUGUCUGAGGCUGAGCAGGUCCCGGCCUCGGCCCCGGACACCGGCGUCCUGGACGCCCUGAACGGAACCGACUCUAACGGCACUGAGGCGCUGAACGCCACCGCUAAGUUCGUGGCGACUCCGGAGGGCACAGCGCUGGCGUACGGCAGCCUGGUGCUCAUGGCCCUGCUUCCCAUCUUCUUCGGGGCUCUGCGCUCCGUCAGCUGCUCCAAGUCCAAGGAGCUUGGAGAAAACGGUUACGACUCUGGGUUCAGAAAUGCGUCUGAUAUGCCAGAAACCAUCACCAGUCGAGAUGCAGCACGGUUCCCCAUCAUCGCCAGCUGUACUCUGUUUGGACUCUACCUGUUCUUCAAGGUGUUUUCUCAGGAGUACAUCAACCUGCUGCUGUCUGUCUACUUCUUUGUUCUGGGAGUCCUGGCUCUGUCUCACACCAUGAGUCCUCUGAUGUCCAGAAUCUUUCCAGCUUCUUGUCCCAACAAACAGUACCAGCUGCUGUUCACUCAGGGCUCUGGAGAGUCCAAAGAAGAAAUCGUCAACUAUGAGUUUGACACCAAGAACCUGGUGUGUCUGGUGAUCAGCAGCGUGGUGGGGGUCUGGUACCUGCUGAAGAAGCACUGGAUCGCCAACAACCUGUUCGGUCUGGCCUUCGCCCUGAACGGAGUGGAGCUGCUGCACCUCAACAACGUCAGUACCGGCUGCAUCCUGCUGGGGGGGCUGUUCGUCUACGACGUCUUCUGGGUGUUUGGGACCAAUGUCAUGGUAACGGUUGCCAAAUCAUUUGAAGCGCCAAUCAAAUUGGUGUUUCCUCAGGACUUGUUGGAGAAAGGUCUUGAAGCCAGUAACUUCGCCAUGUUGGGACUCGGAGACAUCGUUAUUCCAGGAAUCUUCAUCGCUCUCCUGCUGCGCUUUGACGUCAGCCUAAAGAAGAACAGCAGGACGUACUUCUACUCCAGUUUUCUGGCCUACAUCUUUGGCCUGGGCCUCACCAUCUUCGUCAUGCACACCUUCAAACAUGCACAGCCGGCUCUGCUCUACCUGGUUCCGGCCUGCGUCGGGUUCCCCGUCAUCGUAGCUCUGUUCAAAGGAGAACUCACUGAGAUGUUCAGUUAUGAAUCUUCAGAUGAGGUCCUUCCUGGUUCUCCCAGACUCACUUCCUUUCCCACCGUCAGCGGUUCUCCUGCCAGCCUGGCGAGCUCUAUGGAUGCCGUCUCCAUGGCGACAGGCUCCUCCCCUCGCCAUCGUCGAGUACAGCCCACCUCCAUAUAGAAGCCCUGCCCCAUUCUGUCUUUACUGCCCCCCUGUCUCACCUGGGCAGGUACGAGGAGGCUUCACCUGAGGAGGCGGCGUCUAAAGAUGAGUCAUCAGAAUCAGAGAAAAAGGACCAAUAGGAUCCACCACUGCCCCCCCCUGCCCCCCUCCAUCCUCCAUCACUUUCAUCCAAGCAGCUGCCGCCACAUUUCACUGAAGCCCCGCCCCCUCCGCCUGUCCAGCUUCCUGUCUGGGGCCCCGGGGCUCGUGUUGCCAACGCGUUUGUGUCUGAUCGCCGUGUGAACGGUCGCUAGUGUCCACGGCAAUGCUGCUGCCUGCCAGCGUCCGGAGGUUGGGCGUCCGCUCGCAUCAUCACAUCACGUGCUCGCAGCUCGCCGCUCGCCGCUUCUGAUUGGCCAGAGACUGUCUGCAGGAGCGACAGUGAAGCGGCGCCGCUCACGUUUGAUUUCCUGCUUCAUCUUUAGGAGAACCUGAAAUUGUUCUUCUCUGCUUCUGCUGCUUCACGUCUGCGUCCUUCCUGCAAGCGGCCACAGCGUCAACACAGAAACCGUCACAUCUAAAGCUGACCCCAGAGAAACAACAGACCUCAGACACUUGGUUCCUCCUGAACGUAAACCUCUGAAGACAUGUUUUUACUGAACAGCUGCUCACUAACAGGACUAUUUCCAGUGGCGGAUGAAUCCACAUUCAGAGCCGUAGUGAUUCUGAGGUUCAGUAAAAAUAAAAACCUUAAAAACAAAUGGCUCCUUAAAGCAGCCAAAGAUGAAAAUACAAUGUUUGUUUAGUUUAAAACCAUUCCAGAAAGUUCAUAAAUUAAAGUCAAAGUUUGUGAAACUGACAGAAAAAAGGUCAAAAAAUUUGAUUCAUAGUGAACAAUAAAAACUAGUUUAUCAGGAAUCCGUUAAAAAUCCGGAACAGUCAAAGUGUUGGUCCUAAAAACGGAUGGUCAGUGUUGAGAAUAAAAUCAGAUUUCAUCCAGUUUGAAACUGAUUCUCCUGUUUCUGAUCCGCUGCAGCGUUUCAUCCACAGACUGUUUCUGUGUUUUCAUGAAGCAUCGUUUGUUUAAACUUAAAUCCAUGGAUGGAGACGCUUUGAUUCAUUUCACGCUUCUAAAACCGGUUCCAGUCUUGAAGUUGUGGCCGAUGAGGAGGUGACUGAACGCUUCGCUGAGUCCUCUCAUUCUCACACCUGAUUGGUCGAUGGGCUGCGAAGGGAGGAGCCCUACAGCUUCCUCUUCCAAUCGGCUGUGAGAAUGAGCCCAGGAGGCGGAACAUUGGAGGGUUUUCACAGAAGCGUCCUCAGACCUGAAUUCUCAUCGUAUCAGUAACUUUCAUCUCUGCAGGAACAUCUGAGCAGCUUCGAUCCAUUUAGGACGAAUUUUCCCGUUUUAAAAAAAAAUAAUAAUAAAGUUUGGUCGUCAGAUGAGACAACAAAUCUGAAAAGUGGCCAAACUUCCAGGUAAAAGUCAGAGUUUUGGUGAUGAAGUCGGUUCAGUAUCUACAGACUAAACUAGAGAAACUAAGAGCUGCUGCUGGAGGCUACAGUUCCAGGAUGCAGCGGGAGUUAUUCCAGCCUCCUUUAGUAACCUGAUCAACGCUGUUAGUAAACCUGACAGCUUCUGCCUUUUAAGGUCGCCUUAUUUCAGUGAUUUGGAGAAUUUAGUUUGCAGAGAAGACCCAGAUGUUUGAGAUGUUUCAGAUCUGAGGACGCCUGAGGAGCCUCCAGCCUCGUAAAUAUUCUCUGUUGUUGAUGUGGACGCUUUAUUAAGAGAUGCACAGUUUUGUAUUUUGAUGUAAAAUAAAACGGUUCCUGUUCAACAGCUCCUCCUCAUUUUAAAUUUGAUGUAUCUGAAACGUUUUUCUGUUUCUCUUCUUCUCUGGUUGUAUUUGUGCAGGACGUCGUUUCACGGCUCCAACUGUAUCUUAUUUUAUUUGCAAUAAACUUUUUGGUGUUUUGAUCACCGUAUAGAGAAGCAAAA